AGUUUUGCAGAGACUGGGUCUGCAGCGCUCCACCGGGGGCCGGCGACAGACGCCACAAAACAGCUACAGGAACGGUGGCUCGCUCCAGGCACCCAAGGCCCGGGAAAGAGGCGCGGGUAGCACGCGCGGGUCACGUGGGCGAUGCGGGCGUGCGCCCCUGCACCCGCGGGAGGGGGAUGGGGAAAAGGGGCGGGGCCGGCGCUUGACCUCCCGUGAAGCCUAGCGCGGGGAAGGACCGGAACUCCGGGCGGGCGGCUUGUUGAUAAUAUGGCGGCUGGAGCUGCCUGGGCAUCCCGAGGAGGCGGUGGGGCCCACUCCCGGAAGAAGGGUCCUUUUUCGCGCUAGUGCAGCGGCCCCUCUGGACCCGGAAGUCCGGGCCGGUUGCUGAAUGAGGGGAGCCGGGCCCUCCCCGCGCCAGUCCCCCCGCACCCUCCGCCCCGACCCGGGCCCCGCCAUGUCCUUCUUCCGGCGGAAAGUGAAAGGCAAAGAACAAGAGAAGACCUCAGAUGUCAAGUCCAUUAAAGCUUCAAUAUCCGUACAUUCCCCACAAAAAAGCACUAAAAAUCAUGCCUUGCUGGAGGCUGCAGGACCAAGUCAUGUUGCAAUCAAUGCCAUUUCUGCCAACAUGGACUCCUUUUCAAGUAGCAGGACAGCCACACUUAAGAAGCAGCCAAGCCACAUGGAGGCCGCUCAUUUUGGUGACCUGGGCAGAUCUUGUCUGGACUACCAGACUCAAGAGACCAAAUCAAGCCUUUCUAAGACCCUUGAACAAGUCUUGCAUGACACUAUUGUCCUCCCUUACUUCAUUCAAUUCAUGGAACUUCGGCGAAUGGAGCAUUUGGUGAAAUUUUGGUUAGAGGCUGAAAGUUUUCAUUCAACAACUUGGUCGCGAAUAAGAGCACACAGUCUAAACACAGUGAAGCAGAGCUCACUGGCUGAGCCUGUCUCUCCAUCUAAAAAGCAUGAAACUACAGCGUCUUUUUUAACUGAUUCUCUUGACAAGAGAUUGGAGGAUUCCGGCUCAGCACAGUUGUUUAUGACUCAUUCAGAAGGAAUUGACCUGAAUAAUAGAACUAACAGCACUCAGAAUCACUUGCUGCUUUCCCAGGAAUGUGACAGUGCCCAUUCUCUCCAUCUUGAAAUGGCCAGAGCAGGAACUCAUCAAGUUUCCAUGGAAACCCAAGAAUCUUCCUCUACACUUACAGUAGCCAGUAGAAAUAGUCCCGCUUCUCCACUAAAAGAAUUGUCAGGAAAACUAAUGAAAAGUAUAGAACAAGAUGCAGUGAAUACUUUUACCAAAUAUAUAUCUCCAGAUGCUGCUAAACCAAUACCAAUUACAGAAGCAAUGAGAAAUGACAUCAUAGCAAGGAUUUGUGGAGAAGAUGGACAGGUGGAUCCCAACUGUUUCGUUUUGGCACAGUCCAUAGUCUUUAGUGCAAUGGAGCAAGAGCACUUUAGUGAGUUUCUGCGAAGUCACCAUUUCUGUAAAUACCAGAUUGAAGUGCUGACCAGUGGAACUGUUUACCUGGCUGACAUUCUCUUCUGUGAGUCAGCCCUCUUUUAUUUCUCUGAGUACAUGGAAAAAGAGGAUGCAGUGAAUAUCUUACAAUUCUGGUUGGCAGCAGAUAACUUCCAGUCUCAGCUUGCUGCCAAAAAGGGCCAAUAUGAUGGACAGGAGGCACAGAAUGAUGCCAUGAUUUUAUAUGACAAGUACUUCUCCCUCCAAGCCACACAUCCUCUUGGAUUUGAUGAUGUUGUACGAUUAGAAAUUGAAUCCAAUAUCUGCAGGGAAGGUGGGCCACUUCCCAACUGUUUCACAACUCCAUUACGUCAGGCCUGGACAACCAUGGAGAAGGUCUUUUUGCCUGGCUUUUUGUCCAGCAAUCUUUAUUAUAAAUAUUUGAAUGAUCUCAUCCAUUCGGUUCGAGGAGAUGAAUUUCUGGGCGGGAACGUGUCGCUGACUGCUCCUGGCUCUGUUGGCCCUCCUGAUGAGUCUCACCCAGGGAGUUCUGACAGCUCUGCGUCUCAGUCCAGUGUGAAAAAAGCCAGUAUUAAAAUACUGAAAAAUUUUGAUGAAGCGAUAAUUGUGGAUGCGGCAAGUCUGGAUCCAGAAUCUUUAUAUCAACGGACAUAUGCCGGGAAGAUGACAUUUGGAAGAGUCAGUGACUUGGGGCAAUUCAUCCGAGAAUCUGAGCCUGAACCUGAUGUAAGGAAAUCAAAAGGAUCCAUGUUCUCACAAGCUAUGAAGAAAUGGGUGCAAGGAAAUACUGAUGAGGCCCAGGAAGAGCUGGCUUGGAAGAUUGCUAAAAUGAUAGUCAGUGACGUUAUGCAGCAGGCACAGUAUGAUCAACCAUUAGAGAAAUCUACAAAGUUAUGACUCAAAACUUGAGAUAAAGGAAAUCUGCUUGUGAGAAAUAAGAGAACUUUUUUCCCUUGGUUGGAUUCUUCAACACAGACAAUGAAAACAGCACUAUAUUUCUGAUCUGUCACUGUUGUUUCCAGGAGAGAAUGGGAGACAAUCCUAGACUUCCACCAUAAUGCAGUUACCUGUAGGCAUAAUUGAUGCACAUGACGUUCACACAGUGAGAGUCUUAAAGAUACAAAAUGGUAUUGUUUACAUUACUAGAAAAUUAUUAGUUUUCCAAUGGCAAUAACCCAUUUAUGAGAGUGUUUUAGCCUACUGGAAUAGACAGGGACCACAUCCUCUGGGAAGCAGAUAAGCAUAGAACUGAUACUUGAUGCACACUUGUAGUGGUAACUCAUCCCUAACAGCAUCGUAAAGCAGGUGCCAGAGGUGCUUUGCUUUGUCCUUCCAAAGCAGGUGAGUCAGCCCCACCGAGAGCCAGGCAGCUUUGAGUGGCAGCGUGGUGCUAGCAGCUUCAGUGGAACAGGGUGAGAGUUAAUUAUGCAGUCUUCUUGACAGCGGCAUUAAUUUGGAAGGAAACUGACAAGUCAUGGGUCAAGUUUCAGUGACUUCUUCCUUCCUCUGAUGGCAGUAUAUAGUUUUCACAUUUUAAUUCCUCCUCCUGAGAUGCACUAUACUUAAAACCAUUCUCUCCCCUGCUAACAGAAGGGUGUGAAUCUGGUUUACUUUGAGCAUUAGGAUUUGCCCCUUUGGAAUUCUGCACUCCAGUUACUUAACUUUCCCUUCAGAAUACAUGUGGAAAGAAAGAAAGAAAUAGCGAUGACUCCACUUUUGCCCCUGUGGCACCUUGAACAAAGCAGUUCUUCCCAAAUUAUACUUUUUUUUUUUUAAAUAAGGUGAGCAGGAUGACUGGGGAGAGAGAAACAUUUGACUUUGACUGCCUCCCCCAUUCUUUGCUGUGAGCUGGAAAGUGUGCAGUUGGUCGUCUUUCUUCUCCUUUCUUUAGGAUAGUAAGAGACUCACUCACUGCACUUCUGCUCAGUUGGCUUCUGCAUCGGGAUCGCACAGCCAUCAGCAGGACUGCCCAGUUGGUGAGCACACUCCAUUGACCACGUGGCGCCAGCGCUUCCUCAAUGCACAUGAUUGAGAGGAAAGAAAGUUCUCUUAGAUGUUACUGCUUUUGCUCAGACUUUGCAAAAAAAAAAAUAUAUAUAUGUAUAAAUAUAUAAUUAUUAAUCACUUUUGUCCUUGAGAAAGUCUUGAAUGAACAGAGAAUUUAUUCCAUUGCAAUAUUUGAUUGUAUAGAGGCACACUGUUUCAUCGACAGAAGAAGCAAAAAGGCUUUGUGUAAGUUUUUGGUACUAUGUACCACCUCUGUUAUUCUUUUAAAGCUGAAGUAUUCAUGUACUUAAACCAUAUUAUAUUUAAUUGUGUUUGAUUUUAAAAUAUAUAUAUAUGAAUUCUAUUUAAAA
Messenger RNA from Pan troglodytes (chimpanzee), 3837 nucleotides. It is a transcript of the gene AKAP10, whose product is annotated as A-kinase anchoring protein 10. Gene Ontology annotation, cellular component: plasma membrane; mitochondrion. The coding region runs from base 389 to 2377 and encodes 662 amino acids. Lineage: Eukaryota; Metazoa; Chordata; Mammalia; Primates; Hominidae. The record is from RefSeq and is a predicted model, not a curated record. Gene Ontology annotation, biological process: intracellular protein localization. The transcript has 15 exons. Gene Ontology annotation, molecular function: protein kinase A binding.